Molecule: messenger RNA, 2179 nt
Organism: Glossina fuscipes
Lineage: Eukaryota; Metazoa; Arthropoda; Insecta; Diptera; Glossinidae
Product: probable beta-hexosaminidase fdl
Exons: 8
Coding region: 168-2093 (641 amino acids)
Biological process (GO): glycosaminoglycan metabolic process; ganglioside catabolic process; carbohydrate metabolic process
Cellular component (GO): membrane
Molecular function (GO): beta-N-acetylhexosaminidase activity
Source: RefSeq, a predicted model, not a curated record
ACGCAAAAUGAUCGAUAUAUAAAAUAGAACAUUUUAGUACAAAUUGUGCCUCCGUGCCUUGUAGAGAACCAUCAGAGAUAAAAAAAAAAAAACAAUUUAUAUUAUAUUUCUGCAGAGAACUGGCGAUCGCUCUACCGCAGUACAUCAGUUACAUUUCCAGAGCAGAAAUGGGUUUGUUCGUUGCGGUCCUAAAGACACUUAUAAUAUUGUUAAGUGUUGCAUACUCCUAUCAAAAUGGGGCCACGCCAAAGCUUCCUGACAGUAUUAAUACUAUGGACUUGGAAAUCAAUUCCGUACAUAACGGCUACUCGGAUCCCGCCGAAAAUCAGUGGGUAUAUAAAUGUGUGAAUAAUAAAUGCAUACGAACGCAUAACCACGAUCUGAGGAAACUAAACAAGUCGAUGUCGCUUUUAACAUGUUCCAUGACCUGCGGCGAUGUUAAGCUAUGGCCUUAUCCUACCACUGAAACACAAGUAAAAAUGAAGCCGUUGAAGUUCACUUUGGAUGCCUUACUAUUGCGCCUACAUACUCCGUAUAGUAAUGUAAGAACCUAUUUUCGCUCCGUGUUCAAAAUUUUUCUUGAUGAUCUAAAAGGUAUGCAGAGGCAAAAGACUUUCAAGAACUUCGAUCACGAUAAAAUCAAGUCCACAAAGGAUCCUAUUAUUAAGUAUGAUGAAAUCAGUGUAGACUUAAUGCGAAAUUCCACCUGCAAUGAAAGUGACAUUGAUAUUUUUCCGAUUAAUGUCUUCAUAAAUAAAUAUCCUGAUUUGAGCUUAAGUUUGGACACCGACGAAAGCUAUGAAUUACAUACCAUAUUUAAUGCAGGACGCUAUGAGGCAAAUAUAACGGCAAACUCAUUUUUUGGUGCACGUCAUGCUCUAUCAACGUUACAACAGCUUAUGUGGUUUGAUGAGAGAGAAAGUUGGUGGCGCACUCUCUCUAAAAUUGAUAUCGUAGAUGCUCCCCGAUUUCGCUAUAGAGGUCUUAUGCUUGAUACUUCACGUCAUUAUAUCUCGAUAGAUGCAAUAAAGCGUACUAUCGGAGCUAUGUCACAUGCAAAAUUGAAUCGUUUUCAUUGGCAUAUCACUGACUCCCAAAGUUUUCCUUAUGUGUCCAAGCAUUAUCCCGAACUGGCAGAGUAUGGCGCUUAUUCAAGAGAGGAGACGUACACACUUGAUGAUAUACGGGAUGUGACAUCUUUCGCAAAGUUACGCGGUAUUCAGAUAAUAACUGAAAUUGAUGCACCUGCCCAUGCUGGUAACGGUUGGGAUUGGGGUCCUAAAAAAGGACUGGGAGAUCUAAGUCUAUGCAUUAAUCAACAGCCUUGGACAAAGUUUUGUGGUCAACCCCCGUGUGGUCAAUUGAACCCAAAAAACAACAACACUUUUUUGGUGUUACAAAAACUCUACGAAGAACUGCUCGAUGCUACCGAGACUACGGACUAUUUUCAUUUGGGCGGUGAUGAAGUUAAUAUGAACUGUUGGAAACAACAUUUUGAAGAUAGCGAACUGCAAGAUCUUUGGUAUCAAUUCACGCUCGAUGCUGCAGACCGUCUUACGAUAGCCAACAAGAAUAUCACACCAAAAUUUGUCACAGUUUGGUCCAGUGAUCUGACUAAACGUGCUCGACUUCCGCGAAGCCGUUUUGCCGUUCAAGUAUGGACGGGGAAUAAGGACGCUUACGCAUUGCUAAGAACAGGUUAUAAUGUUGUAUUCUCUCAAGUAAGUGCUUGGUAUUUCGAUUGUGGUUUUGGAAGCUAUUUACCUGGUGGGGUAGGCGUCUGCGAUCCCUAUCGCUCGUGGCAAGUUGUAUAUGGACAUCGUCCUUGGGAAAAAUUGCACCCAUACCUGAAACAGAUUCUGGGUGGUGAAGCAUGUCUAUGGACCGAGCAAGUUAGCGAAUGGCAGUUGGACACUCGGUUUUGGCCGCGAGCUGCCGCACUUGGGGAAAGAUUAUGGUCAGAUCCCAAGCAAAAGAUUCGCGAUGUUUUUAAGCGUAUGUCAAUAUUUCGUAAUCGUUUAGUUGACCUCGGCAUUAAAGCAGAAGCAAUAUUUCCUCAAUAUUGUGCUGAAAAUCCUGGUGAAUGCGAUUAAGCUUACGGCCUCGAACUUAUAUAAGCUUCAAUAAAUAAGUAAAUAAAAUAAAAUUAUCUUAACUGCGAAAUGUAACGAUAAUUAAA